UGACACGUCCAUUGUUGUGGGAGAGGUGGAAGAGAUGCUUGCGGCCCGCGUUGCCAGGAGAACGUCAGGACUCACAGCAGCAAAAUGGGCCUUUCCCCGACGCCACUCCUCUUCCUCGUCCCUGACCACAAAACCAAGGGCACCCCUAUCUGAUGGAUGUGGGGGCAACGGGUGACGGGUGUCUCAGCCAGAACUUUGCAGGUGUCCCCUGAGGGACACGUGGCGGAAUCGGCCCUGAGUUCGUCGGAUUCCGCCGAUGUCGUCAGGAGGCUGGUUGAAUGGAGCACAAGAUCGUAGUGAGGAAUGAGAGGCUCUUAAGAGUGGAAACUCACUGUUUUUCAGUUUACAAGAAACUGGACCAUGACUGCUUUCAGGAAGAUGGACGUCAUCAAUUUCACUGCCUUGCCAAUGGUGCCAGUGGAUGAGCACUUGGCUGUCUCACUCACUGCACAGAAUGAAGUGAAGGAUCCCAUGAGGAAGAACCUGGAGGACAAUCCACCCUUGUGCCUUAUUGGCUCCAUACACCAGGUGAACCAAAUGAUUGGUGAAAUAGAUCUGAGUCCCAAUCCACUGGCGCACAGCCUGGCAAUUGAGACAUUUGAGGUGGAGAAGAAGGCUUUAAGAGAGAAAACUCGCAGCAACUCGGGAGACAGAGGAAAGAGUCAAAGCAAGUCGAAGUUUAUUUUCAGAGGCUCAGAUUCCAGGAAUGCGAAAUCUGUCAUUACCAAAAGGAAAACAGCAGAUAAAAGUCUGCUGGCAGAGCUGUACCAGUAUACACACUUUGACACCUCUAGGCCAAACAGGCUUCCGAAUGGGGUGAGCUUCUCUGACAUGGUGAGCAAUGUGGUGCAGGCUGAGAGAAACCCCCUUAGUGGCAAGUCUUUCUGUUCAGAUCGAGAAUUCGAGAAGUUUCUCUUUUCUCCAUCUCUAAGAGCCAUAUGGCUGGAUAGCUUCUGGUGGAUCUUUCAUGAAAGGUACCAGCCGAAGAAAGAGAUCCAGAGCAAGCUGUUUGACCGGAUAGCCCAGCACUAUGCCUUUCUUUUGUUUCGUGAAUCCAGGUCCCACUAUGAAGAGGCUCUCUUAAAAAGGUUGCCGUCAAUUCUGAGUAAAGCCCUGUACACCAGCUUCUGCUGCUGCUUCCCUCAGUCCUGGUUCAACACGCAUGAAUUCAAGUCUGACAUCUGUAACACGAUGAGCUUGUGGAUUUCAGGUACAUAUCCUUGCCCACAGAGCUACAGCAACUGGGACUACUCGAAACUGGAUCCAGAGAGGUUCCGGAGAGAAGAAUUAAUUUUGCAGAGAAAAAGACAGCUGAAGGGAAGAGCGUUCUUUUCUCUCGCUUCUAGGAGCUAUUCCAGUGGGAAGUCCAUCCAGAGCAGGAAAAUCUGCUGCCCUCAGAAUUCUUCCACUGCAGGCAGGCUUUUCCACUCUCUCUCCACCCAGCAUCUCCCGUGGAAUGUCUUCAUCGAGAAAUUAGAAGCAGUCAAGAGGAAGGCCCUCGCCUUCCUACCAGAACACAGCCUGUCCCCAUCUGCCAUCCCCGGUGCCUGUGGAGGAAGGGCCCUGCCCCCCCACUUGUGCUCUGAACCUCGGCCGCUCGGCUUCCACUCCAGCACUUGGCACCCUCUUUCUUGCACCGUUGUUUUCUUUUCUUACGUCAUCGUUUUCUCCCACUCAGCUGGAUCCCUCUCAUUCUCCUGUGUUUUCCACAUCAUCCACUGCUCUCCACUGAGCUCAGAGGAUGGAGGGCUGAGUCAUCGAAAUAGGUACCGGAAAGGUCUCCCUCCACAUGUUCCUUUGCUGAGAACGUCUUUGGAUGUAAAUUCAACCAAGAAGAGAAACUUUAUUGCCAAUAAGAAUUCAGCGGAUGGCUCACGAACACAGAAUGCCUCAAAAGAGCGUAAUUGUCAGACUCUGGUCUUGAGGAAAGCAACGCAAAGAGUCAAGCAGAUAUCAGCAGCGAGAGAGCAUGAGAAUAUGCUUCCUAAGCAGUCUUACCCUGCCUGCAAAAGCCCUGAAAUGACCUCAAACCUCUUCAACAUUUAUGGGAAGAGCCCGCUGAUUGUGUACUUCCUCCUGAACUACGCCACUCUGCGGCAGCACGGCAAAGACGUGUUGAUGGUCAGGAGGGAAAAAAGCAAGACCAUCCCGGAGUCCACCCUGACGUAUGCUGAGAUCAUCGAUCUGACCCUGAGCAACAUGAAGAAGCGGAGCAACAACCUCCACCAGCUGAACCGGCUUCACUGGAGUGAAUGGAAUUAUUUCGACAAGUACCUGAAGGAGCUGCAUGAAAACUUUCUCAGGGAGAUGAAGACUAUUGAUCAAAGAGCAAAAGAGAAAAAAAAGGCAAACCACAUGUUCAUCCAGCCUUCAACCUUCACUGAGGACUGCCCUGAAAAGAAAUCUAAAGAAGGACAAGGAGGAGAGGGAAGGAGAAUGGAAACAGAAGUUGAACUGCUUGAUGAAUUCUCUUCCCUGAAACUAGGAAGUCCCUACAAAAUCUCUGAUAUUUCUGCUACCAGCAAGGUCACCAGGAAGUCAAAACCAAUGCAGAAAAAGGAAGUAGUGUUCCUUAUCCUCUCACCUUCCAGCUUACCUGCGUGAAUUCUUGCCCAAGAAUCAGAACUUUUUGGAUGAAGGCUGCACAUAUUGGAUUUAAUCUAAAAUAUAAACAAAUAAAAAAUAAUACUUCAGUAUAUUUAGUCAUUUCCAGUCCAUGGGACAAAGAAUAUUAAAGUCUACUCCUACCCUGGGCCA
This is a messenger RNA of Phacochoerus africanus (Common warthog), 2757 nucleotides long. RefSeq names its product family with sequence similarity 227 member A (gene FAM227A). The transcript has 21 exons. The record is from RefSeq and is a predicted model, not a curated record. The coding region runs from base 361 to 2604 and encodes 747 amino acids. NCBI's taxonomy places the organism in Eukaryota, Metazoa, Chordata, Mammalia, Artiodactyla, Suidae.